Molecule: messenger RNA, 750 nt
Organism: Lineus longissimus
Lineage: Eukaryota; Metazoa; Nemertea; Pilidiophora; Heteronemertea; Lineidae
Product: lateral signaling target protein 2 homolog
Exons: 1
Coding region: 1-750 (249 amino acids)
Source: RefSeq, a predicted model, not a curated record
AUGAUGAGCGCCAGCAGUAACAAAAGGGUGAAGAACGGAUCAGAGUCGUCGAGGAGGCCUAAUAGGAAUGGUCAGGAGAGGCAUCGAUCCAGAUCUCCUAGCUACAGAGAUAGGCCUACUGGAAUGAGAAAAGGGCCAGACAGUCAUCGUGAGAAGUCGUAUUCGUCCGCUGACAGUAAGGAGAUUAGAAAACGGCCCAUACACCCACCCAUACGACAUCGAUCUGACCAAAGCGACAGAGAUGAGGAACAGGAGUUUGAGCGACAGGGUGUAGAUGAAAUACACGUAGAGUUACCACCUUCUACCAUCACCGAAAAGAAAGCAGAACAGGUGAAAACUAAUACGAAUAAUUCGUUGUCCGGAAUUAAGAAACAGCAGCAGCAGCACCGCGCCGGAUCCGUACCAACCAGCGAUGAAGAUACUUCUAUUGAAGAUGAAGAAGACGCAUCUCAACAAAUAGAGGAGCGAUCAUCAUUAUCAUCAACCAAACGAAUGACUGCAUCCUGCUCGAAGUCGUCGACUAUGGACAAGAAAACAGUGUUCGGAAAAUUCAAAAUCAACCAUACACAUGCCUGGUGCGAUGACUCCAUCCUCCAGCUGCACGUGGUGGAUACUACGAAACAACAACAACAGCAGCAGCAGCAGCAGCAGCAGGAGCAGCAGGAAUACGCCUACGAGGAAAUUAGAAAAGUGUUUCGUGGACGUGCCGAACACCGACAAGAACAGUGUCCUGUCAAGCGCAUUCAUUGA